Colletotrichum higginsianum IMI 349063 is the source of this 1332-nucleotide messenger RNA. Its product is annotated as CCCH zinc finger DNA binding protein. Bases 1 to 1332 code for a protein of 443 amino acids. NCBI's taxonomy places the organism in Eukaryota, Fungi, Ascomycota, Sordariomycetes, Glomerellales, Glomerellaceae. The record is from RefSeq and is a predicted model, not a curated record. The transcript is spliced from 5 exons.
AUGACACACGCAACCGAGCCUCAGUCGCCAUCGCUGGAGGAUAGAUGGAGGCUCUGCAAGACGCAGGACGACCGAAAGGCCUCCCUUAUUGCAGACUUGUUCAACCACAUCGGCGAAAUCACAGGCAAACUAUCAGAAGUUGAGCUGGAACUCAAAGAGAAGAAGAUCAUUGUCAAGUCUAUGUGGGACACUAUAAAUGACAGCAAGGAGCGGGUUGCUCAGUUGCAGACUGAAAAGGACAAGGAUAAACACUGCUUUGCCCUGGUCCUUGUUGACGGUGAUUGCAUGCCAUUCUUGGACGACCUCGUUCAACAAGGCUUGGAAGGGGGCAAGAAAGCAUCCAGCUUUCUCGAGCAGGCCGUGGCCUCGGAGCUGAAAUCCGUUGAUCAGUCUCUGCCCCAUCACCUGCGAGUUGUCGUCCGCGUGUUCGCCAACCUCAAGGGUCUCGCGAUGACGUACACGGAAAUGGGUACGAUCCGUGACCCCGAUGUCCUCCACGAAUUUGUGCGGGGCUUCAACAUGACCAACGCCAUGUGCGACUUUGUGGACGCGGGAAACGGUAAAGAGUGCGCCGAUGAAAAGUUGAAAGCAAACUUCAAGUUCAGUGUCGACGACGUGCAUUGCCGGCAUAUCUUGUUUGGCGCGUCCGCCGACAGCGGCUACGUGCGCCUGUUGGGGUCUUACCUCGAGACCGAGGAGGUUCGGAAGAAGGUCAUCCUCAUCGAGGGACCCCCUUUCGCUCAAGAGCUGGCCGAGAUCAGGCACCGGUUCCGUAUCGCCUCCUUCAACAAGGUCUUUAGACGGCAGAAGCUCGUCAACUUCAAGCGCAAGGUAUCCGGGUACUACGUGACGCCUCCCCCAACCCCAUCGUCAGACUACGCGUCAGCAGCCGCAAAGCCCGCCUCGUCGUCUGCGCCGGCUCACAUGCCGCGUCGAUCUUCCGCCUCGGCGAACGCAGUGUCGUCUGUUCUCGGGGAGAUCGUUCGGAACAAGGCCGGAAAGCGCGUCGAUCCCCCAGUCAGCUACGCGCUGCAGGACUUCAACAUGAUGAAGCACCGCAAGUUGUGCAACAGCUUCCACCUCACGGGCAGGUGUUACUACAAGGAGACGUGGGGGAGGUGCUCCCACGACCACGAGCAGUCGCCGACCCAUAAGGAGUUGCAGGCUCUUGUGGCCGUUGCCCGCCAGUCGUACUGCCAUUCCGGUUUGGACUGCAAUGACCCCAACUGCGUGUUUGGUCAUCAGUGCCCUCGGGAGGACUGCAACGGUGCGAGCUGUCGGUACAAGUUUCCCCUGGAGCUGCACAACAUUGACAAGAAGAUUGUCCGCUGA